AUGAGUGGUCGGCAGCCAUACUGGCAGCUUGAGCUCCACAAUCGAUAUGGUUCUGUUGUCCGGAUACCUCCUAAUGAGCUUAGCUUCAACACAUCCAGCUCAUGGCGCGAUAUUUAUGGUGUCCGCAAGAACGUCGAACCGUUCAUCAUCAGCGUGUUUUACGUUGGAGGCAACUUCGCUGCAGAAGCCCUCUCCAUAGUGAGCGAGCGAGACCCAAAAAAGCACGCUGAAAUGCGCAAGUAUUUGGCGAGUGCCUUUUCUGACCGCACGCUUAAAUCGCAAGAGCCACUUAUAGCAGAGACGGCCGACAAAUUAGUGGAAAAGCUAAGUCAGGCGGGCCAAAGGAGCAGGGAUUUCGGUGGUGUUGAGUCUGGCACUCGGCACUUUUGGGUUUCGAUUGUAACGAAGAGUCUCCGGUUGGGUGCUUUGGCUGAUUGCUUUCGACGAUUUCCAGCCCUAUCCAUCAUCAUUCAGACAAUAUUCUCUGGCACGAUCAACAAGCCGAUGGAGGAGAACCGGAAACAUCAGAAAUAUACUGCAGAUCUUGUUCAAAGACGGCUGGCCUCUCGCUCAGGGAGGAUGGACUUUCUUACCAAGAUCAUCGAGGCACGAGCCGAAGCUAAUAUGCCCGAUGCGCAAAUUGCAGCCCACUCGUCUAAAUUUGUAAUCGCUGGAAGUGAAACAACCGCGACCACCCUUUCCUGCGUGACGUAUUAUCUACUGAAAAACCCAGAUGAUGUGCCGUCUACAGGUAGAGCUAGCGCCGCCCAACUUGUCUAUCUUAAGGCUGUCGCGCAGGAGGCUAUGCGGAUGUACUCACCAUUACCGUUCGCACUGCCUCGAGCUGUGCCUCGUGGUAGCAGCACGGUGGAUGGUCAUUUUGUCCCAGAGGGGACCAUCAUUUCGACUAGCCCCUUCGCGGCAAGCAUGUCGUCAUCGAACUUUUCUAAUCCCUCGGAAUUCAACCCUGACCGAUGGCUUGGACCUAGCAAGACCGACGACCUUGAGGCGUCUCAGCCAUUUUCUCUGGGUUCACGGUCAUGCAUGCCAUCACUCAUGGUCAAAGCUCUUCCUCGGAAGGAGUAA
Molecule: messenger RNA, 1086 nt
Organism: Aspergillus caelatus
Lineage: Eukaryota; Fungi; Ascomycota; Eurotiomycetes; Eurotiales; Aspergillaceae
Product: cytochrome P450
Exons: 7
Coding region: 1-1086 (361 amino acids)
Molecular function (GO): oxidoreductase activity, acting on paired donors, with incorporation or reduction of molecular oxygen; heme binding; monooxygenase activity
Source: RefSeq, a predicted model, not a curated record